CUGCAGUCCCCACGCAUGGACCUGUGCCACGUCCCUGCCACCCCGGAGAAGGGCUGGUACCUGGCACUGAUGGCCCCAAACGUCAAAGGUCCCAACUAUGCCUGGCUGGACCCCUCCCGGCUCUACUGCCACCCGCAAGUACCCAGUGCCCCGGGUGGAUGACACCGUGGGGGCGUCGGGGUGGGCUGCAUCUCCGCGGGGCUGCCGGGGCACCCAGCUGUGGGUGCCCAUGGUGGGCUGCGGGCACCCAGCACCUCCACUCUCCCCCCAGGGCUUGCAGGACUGCGUGGCCGACCUGCUGCAGCCCUUCCAGGGAGAGGCCAUCGACAUGGUGGCCGGCAUCGACGCCAUGGGCUUCAUCCUGGGCGCUGCGGCCGCGGCCACACUGCGGAAAGGCUUCCUGGCCAUCCGCAAAGCCGGGCACCUCUGCGUGCAGACCGUGGCACAACCCUACACCGACUACUCGGGCUGGGAGAAGGUGAUGGAGGUCCGCACCGAUGCCAUCUCGCCAGGUCUGCGCAUCCUUCUCGUGGACCAGUGGGUUGAAACUGGGGGCACCAUGAGGGCGGCCAUUGAGCUGGUGGAGCGGCUGGGGGGGGUCGUGGCAGGUGUCGCUGCCAUCUGCAUCGAGAACAGCGAGGGAGGGAAGUGGAUCCAGGAGCGCUACAAGUGCUCCCAUUGUGUCCCCCCCCGCCUGCAGCCCUGCUUUGACCAGCACCAGUUCGGCUGGGACUGAUGUGGGACUGGCCUCUCAUGUGUUCCCUGAAGCCCCCUGAGGGACACAGGGCUGCUGGCUCUGCAGGACAGGGAUGCUCCUGGGUGGAAGAAGGAACUCGUCCUCAGUGGCAGCCAUCCAUCCUUCCUGGCUCCAUCCUCCUGUUUGCCCAUGAACCUGGGGGCUGCACCCAGGGACAGGGAGACCCAGCCAGCCCCAGCCCCCUGCCCCCAGCCCCACACCUUUCUUACAAAGCAUAAAAAAGGUUUUAUUAAGACAAAAGGGAGCCUGAGGCCAUCUCCCCCUGCGAGCAGUACCUGGGUUUGCAUAGCUACAGGA
Corvus hawaiiensis (hawaiian crow) is the source of this 1054-nucleotide messenger RNA. Its product is annotated as adenine phosphoribosyltransferase-like. The coding region runs from base 98 to 736 and encodes 212 amino acids. The transcript is spliced from 4 exons. The record is from RefSeq and is a predicted model, not a curated record. Lineage: Eukaryota; Metazoa; Chordata; Aves; Passeriformes; Corvidae. Gene Ontology annotation, molecular function: adenine phosphoribosyltransferase activity.